Messenger RNA from Lolium perenne, 615 nucleotides. The record is from RefSeq and is a predicted model, not a curated record. Lineage: Eukaryota; Viridiplantae; Streptophyta; Magnoliopsida; Poales; Poaceae.
AUGUUGCAGCUCUGGGAAAUCAGGGAGGAGUGGAUCUCAGCCUAUUUCAAGAACGUCUUCUGCGCAAGAAUGACAUCUACUCAGCGCUCAGAAAGCAUGAAUGCAUCCCUAAAGCGUAGUCUGUUAAAUGAGAAGCUCAGUCUGAACCGUUUUGCAGAACAAGUUACCAAACUAAUAUUCCAAAGGAGACAGGCAGAAAAUUUAAAGACAUAUGCAAUACAGUUCAGAGUACUAGCAGAUCCUAUUGGAGGCGAAUACAGGUGCGAGUCUCUCCUAUGGGAACACACAGGACUGUUCUGCCUACAUGUUUUAUGCCUGCUGGACCACCUGAGGGUUGAUAGCAUUCCACUCAGUUACAUACUAAGGAGGUACACUAAUGGAGCGCGACAUAGAGGAACUUUUGAUAGGAGAGAUUACAAGACACAAGCUUCUGAUGGAACCUCGUAUCUGUACCAGCAGAAUGAAGUACUACAGCUGGCUAUGAAAGUUGUUAGGAAAGCAACAUGCUCAGAAGAACAGCAGGCAAGAGCAAAAGUUGAAAACCAACAGACAUAUCCUGAUUGUCCUAACCAGCAAGAUGAUCAGCCUGACAACGAUGGUAACAGUAUGCCGUAG